Messenger RNA from Penicillium lagena, 1743 nucleotides. RefSeq names its product RCC1 domain-containing protein. The record is from RefSeq and is a predicted model, not a curated record. NCBI's taxonomy places the organism in Eukaryota, Fungi, Ascomycota, Eurotiomycetes, Eurotiales, Aspergillaceae. The transcript has a single exon. The coding region runs from base 1 to 1743 and encodes 580 amino acids. Gene Ontology annotation, cellular component: mitochondrial inner membrane. Gene Ontology annotation, biological process: mitochondrial respiratory chain complex III assembly.
AUGCUGUCAAGUCGAGUACGUCGUCCAACGACGCACAUACUACUUCCUCUGGCCUCUCCCAGACUCCCGACACGUCAGCCAUUGCAUGCGCCAUGGCGACGAUUUACGAGCUCUAAGCAAGCUCCCAGCAAGAGCUCCGAGACCCAGUCCCACUGGUUUCGCCACUCUCUCGGACUGGCAGUUGCCGGUACUGCGGUCUUUCUAGGUUAUACAUAUGUGACAAGCGACUGGAAGGGAACCGGGGUGGACGGUGCCGCCGGCGCACAGAAGGGUCUAACCCCAAUCGACUACCCCAGCUCUCAGUUUGUCCAGGAAAAGAGAAGUCUCAAGAGUCCUGGAGUAUACACAUGGGGGUCAAAUGUCUAUCGCGUGGUGGAUCCGGGAUCGAAAGACACCAAUGUCAAGAUCCCGCGACGAUUUUCAUAUUUUGAUGGCCAGGUGCUGAGAGACUUCAAAAUUGACGACAAGGCCGGCGCCGCGAUCACCGAGAAUGGAGAUCUGGUGCAAUGGGGCAAAGGGUUCUCGGAGACCAACUUCACUCCAACCAAGACCCUAACCGGCAAGAGUCUGGUAUCACUCUCCCUAUCCGAGGAUCGAAUCAUUGCGCUGUCUUCCAACGGCACCGUCUACUCGUUGCCGAUAUCCCAAAUUGACCAACAGUCCGGCCCCAAGCCUCAAGAGGGUUCCUGGGUUCCCUUCUGGGCUGGACAGUCUCGUUUGAGCUAUCGCGUGCUGCAGCCGGCCCUAAAACUGGGCGAAUCAGUCACAGCGAUCCGUACUGGGCGGGAACACGCUCUGUUGCUUACGAGCGCCGGGCGAGUCUUUUCGGCAGCUGCAUCUACUGAGCAUUAUCCCUUGCUCGGUCAACUCGGUGUCCCUGGUUUAACUUGGUCCACCAGACCCAGCGGGCCGGUGGAUUCCUGCCACGAAGUUGCGACGCCGAAAGGCGUAAAGAUUGCCCAAAUUGCCGCUGGUGAUUAUCACUCCUUGGUGUUGAGCAAAGAUGGCCGUCUUUUUGCGUUUGGUGAUAACUCCUUCGGACAAUUGGGAGUAGAAUUUGAACCAAGUCUACCCUCCAAGGACACCCCGUUUGAACUGUCUCUGCGCAGGCUCUACAAGGGAGGAAUCUAUCUUCCAACAGUCACCAGUAUCGCAGCCGGUGGAGCAAACACCUUUUUCACCGUGGACGCUAAGCGAGUUCCGGGUCCUGGGGAAGAGGCAGCCACCAUCCGUGACUUGGGUCGCGUAACCGCGGAUACUUGGGCCUGCGGUCGAGGAAUCUGGGGUACACUCGGCAAUGGACGAUGGAUCCACCUGCAAGAUGAACCCACCAAGGUGAAGGCAUUGAGCGGGCUGAGCGAGUACGACGAGAAGACGAAACGAAUUACACCGAUCCAUCUUCGCGAUGUCUGUGUGGGCACGACCCAUGUUUCGGCCGUGAUGGACAACAAGACCAAUCUCAAGGCCGCUACCACCGACUCACUGAGUGGAUCGCAGGAUUGGGGCUUUGACGUGCUCUGGUGGGGAGGCAACGAGCAUUUCCAACUCGGCACCGGGAAGAGGACCAAUCUGUCCAAGCCCACGUAUAUCGGCACCCCCGACGACACGGGCAAGACAAGCGAGACAGAAACACGACUCCAGAUCAUGCCGCGCCAUAAGGGCCAGGUCGGAAAGCGGACUGUCAGCAUGGAGCAGCGAGUGUCGUGUGGUCGGCAUGUCUCCGCGAUUUACUCGGGAGUGUAA